This is a messenger RNA of Botrytis byssoidea, 1680 nucleotides long. RefSeq lists its product as uncharacterized. Gene Ontology annotation, cellular component: cytosol; mitochondrion. The transcript has 3 exons. Lineage: Eukaryota; Fungi; Ascomycota; Leotiomycetes; Helotiales; Sclerotiniaceae. Gene Ontology annotation, biological process: intracellular glucose homeostasis; glycolytic process; glucose 6-phosphate metabolic process. The coding region runs from base 1 to 1680 and encodes 559 amino acids. Gene Ontology annotation, molecular function: glucokinase activity; fructokinase activity; mannokinase activity. The record is from RefSeq and is a predicted model, not a curated record.
AUGUCUUUGUUAGCAGAAUCAAAGCGCGUUGCCGCCGAGUUUGAAUACACAGACGAGGAUGUGCGAAGAGGUGUUGCUGAAUUUGUCGCAGAGAUGAAUGAGGGAUUGGAAAAGAAUGCCACCAACAUGAGCCAAAUCCCAACAUACGUGACUGGAGUUCCUAAUGGAACGGAAAAGGGACUAUACCUAGCGGUCGAUCUUGGAGGAACCAAUUUCCGAGUUUGCUCAAUUCAAUUGCACGGAGAUACCACAUUCAGUCUUACACAAUCAAAGGUUGCGAUACCCCGGGAGUUGAUGUUGGCUAAGACGGCAUCGGACCUUUUUUCAUUUUUGGCAAAACAAAUCGAACUUUUCCUCAAGACCCAUCACGAGGACCAUUUCGCGGCCCACAUCAGACGUCGCAAUACUGUCAGCACACCAGAAGGUUUCAGAGAUGAACAUAUUUUUAGACUCGGUUUCACGUUCAGUUUCCCAGUUCACCAAAUUGGUAUCAACAGAGGAACUUUGAUUAGAUGGACCAAAGGCUUCGAUAUUGCGGAUGCGGUUGGACAAGAUGUUUGUGAAUUGCUACAAAAGGAGAUUGACAAACUGCAAUUGCCAGUGAAGGUCGCUGCUCUUGUAAACGAUACUGUCGGAACAUUGAUGGCAAGAGCAUAUACCUCACCUGGAAAGACUCAAACCUUACUUGGAGCGAUUUUUGGUACUGGUACCAAUGGUGCGUAUGUUGAGAAGCUCGAGAAGUUGACUAAGCCUAUGGAAGGAGAUUUCGAUAAGACCACUGGUGAGAUGGUUGUUAACACAGAAUGGGGCUCAUUCGACAAUGGUCUCAAAGUUUUGCCAAAUACCAUUUAUGAUCAAAUCCUUGAUAAGGACAGUGUCAACCCUGGUAUUCAAAUGUUUGAAAAGCGAGUCUCUGGCAUGUUCUUGGGUGAGAUUCUCAGAACUGCUCUCGUUGAAAUUAUCAAGAGCCCCACUAUUCCACUUUUCAGAGACCAAUCUUCUGCAGACAACGACUAUCGCUCAACAACUACAGUCGAUGAAGCCGGUCCUCUUUACAAGCAAUGGGCCGUCGAUAGUUCUAUCCUCUCUAUCGCGGAAGCUGAUAACAGCGUGGGUCUUCGCGCCCUUCGUCAAGAACUUGAGAAGUCUCUCGGUGUCUCAGCUGCGUCAUUGGAAGAUGCUCAAACCGUUAAGGAAAUCGCCCAUGCUAUCGGUAAACGUGCAGCUCGUUUAGCCGCCGUUGCAAUUGGUGCCGUCGUUCUUCAAACUGGUCGUCUCGAUAUCAAAUCUGAUGCUCCUGGACCAAAAUCAACAGCUGCCAUCAUUCAAGAUGUCAAGGAUUUGAAAAUUGCCGAUGCAGCAUCAGCUACUGCCAAUAAACUCGCUGACACAGCAGGCUUGGCUGUCAACGAGGAAGAUGUUAUUGAUAUUGGUGUGGACGGUUCCCUUGUUGAGUUUUACCCAGGAUUCGAAGAUCAUAUGAGAGAAGCUUUGAGAGCUAUGGAUGGUAUUGGAGCUGCUGGCGAGAGAAGAAUCAGAAUUGGUAUUGCCAAGGAUGGAUCGGGUGUUGGCGCUGCAUUGAUUGCGCUUGUGGCGGCAAAGAUGGAGAAACAACAACAACAAGAUUACAUUGGAGAUUUAAGGAGUAGGCUGGGUGGUGCCGGAGAGAACGCGAUUUGA